This is a messenger RNA of Sander lucioperca (pikeperch), 633 nucleotides long. RefSeq names its product peptide YYb (gene pyyb). The record is from RefSeq and is a predicted model, not a curated record. Lineage: Eukaryota; Metazoa; Chordata; Actinopteri; Perciformes; Percidae. Gene Ontology annotation, biological process: neuropeptide signaling pathway; feeding behavior. Gene Ontology annotation, cellular component: extracellular region. The coding region runs from base 145 to 432 and encodes 95 amino acids. Gene Ontology annotation, molecular function: neuropeptide Y receptor binding; neuropeptide hormone activity. The transcript is spliced from 4 exons.
GAGUGCGAGUCAGGUAUCCAUCCCGCACUAUAUAACCCUGUGAUCUGCGAGGAGAGCAGCAAGACAAGGCAGCAACUGGAGAGACUACAUCACGAGACAACUGUCAAAAAGAAAUCCUACCAUGGUAUUUGUCCUUCUCCUCAGAUGGCCAACAUGAGAUCUUGGAUGAUGCUUGCAGCGCUCGCCGUCUGCCUACUGGUGUGUUUGAGCAGCUUUGCGGACGCCUACCCUCCCAAACCGGAGAGCCCGGGGAGCAACGCCUCGCCGGAGGACUGGGCCAAAUACCACGCAGCUAUCAGGCAUUAUGUCAACCUCAUCACCAGGCAGAGGUAUGGGAAGAGGUCGACCCCUGAGCAGGCAGUGGAGUGGCUGCUGUUUGGGGCUGAUUCGAACCAAGACACUGAACCACGCUCGGACUACAGCGAUCAGUAGGAAAUGAGCCCAACGUCAACCCUUAGGCCUACUCACAUCUCCCCCAAUUCUCAUCCCCAAUCAGAAAACUAAAAUUCUCAACCUGCACUGGACUUUGUGUCUCUCAUAUUUAAUUGUUUAAUGUGCAUGCAAAUCUCUCUCUCUCGCUGUUUGUCUUCCUCUCUCACUAUUUGUUCUUUGGCAAAAAUGUAAAUAAUUUGU